UCAGUGCAGAUAGGUUCUGUAGCAUGGGGGGUUGCUCGAUGAUUGGAGGGGGCGGUGCAAUCGCUGUAGUCUUGAGGGGUUUCUGGCAAAGCUUACAAGUUAGCCUACAAGUCAUGAAAUUCAUCUCGUUUCACUGUUCUCUUUCUGGCUCAUUGUCCCUGUCCACUCGUCUUUUGUUUCUGAUGUAGUCAUUAAGGGGCGGAUACUGGAGUUGUUGGAGGACAACAACUUGUGCAGCUUGGAGUAGAUGGUGGGUGAUUCUGGCUUUCUGUGAGGGACUAUAAUUUUAUGUGUCGAAGGAGAAAAGGCACUUAAGGUACAUUUCCAAUACUCCAGAGUGGUGGAGAGAUGGUGGGAGUCUAUGCGAAAUCUCCUGGCGGACGCGCUGCGACGCGCCGUUCUAAACAUUUCCUGGAAGACAGGGUCGGAAGUAAGAGGAUUAGUCCGGCAGCUGUAGUGCAAGGUGAUACGCCUUUCGACUCCUUUGGACCUAUUGAAGAGCCAGAGGAGCCUUCCGAGAUCGACCAACCAGUGCGGUGCCCGCAACCAGAGCCAAACAUUAUGGAGGACGGGAUACUGUGGAGGGCACGGAUAGUCGCAAGUCUUCGACGCAGGAAUGACAUUGUUGCAGCAUCCAAGGAACGAGAUUCUGUUUUCCGUGGUGGGAGUAUUCCAACCCGGAGAACGCAGGGCCGGUCCUUGGAGGAGAAAUUCUUACUCGUAGCACACAGUGCACCCGAAUACGAGGUCAGGAAAUUUCUCGAGUAGAACCCGAAAAUUAUCAGAACCUCUGGUUUCUUGAGGUGCAGGUCUCAUAGAUGCAUUUGUAAUAUAGCUCGGCUUUAUUGCCUUCUGAAUUUCAGAUCGCUGGUUAGCUAAUGUAGAUCAACAGUUCCAGAUGUAACGAGUGUAGGAUGAGAGAUCCUUAACCAGAAGACUUUGGUCGGUUUACUCUGCUCCGAAGCAGACUGUAAACCUCAAAUAGAUGUAUUUCAGCUGAAUGUUAACUUGGCUGUUUCACUUGCCAGCAAGUACUGUGCAAAGUUAGAUAUAGAAUUACCUACUUAUUCAGAUCUUCAAGCCUGCUAGAUGUUAUCGGUCGCCUUCGUUUCUGUUCCAUCCCGAACAAAUAUGCGUGUGUUGUUUUCCAUGUGGUCACAAUGUUAAAUUUUAUUGCGUAUCUUGAAUGUGAA
Messenger RNA from Physcomitrium patens, 1193 nucleotides. RefSeq lists its product as uncharacterized. The record is from RefSeq and is a predicted model, not a curated record. Lineage: Eukaryota; Viridiplantae; Streptophyta; Bryopsida; Funariales; Funariaceae.